AUGGCUGGGAAUGCGAACUCACCGGUCCCGAUUGAGGUACGCGAGUCCGACUUCAACAAGGCCAUCGCUUCGGUCAUCUGGCUUCGACAUCAUCGACAACCAACCUCUCGAGUCUUUAACUGCCUUGUCUCGAACUGUCCUCUCUGUCCAACCUCGAGUACAACUGAAAGACCCUCUUCAGCGAAACUUGGGAGCGUACCACGGCCGCAAUGGAGACUGACAUCUGAAGCUGAUCAACCCAAGGUCGUCAACUGGCUGAUACCGUCAUCGACAUCCUCGUCGAGCUCCAAAUCCAAUCGAAAGAGGCCAUCACCGUGGACGUCAUCCCCGCCGAAGAAGCGUCUCGCCCGAUCACCUCCGUCUUCUCUCGACCACCGCCCCGUCACUCCAGAAAGUCUCCGCUUCUGCUGUCCAUUCUGCCCGAUGUCGUUUGUCAAGAAGGUUGAUUUUGCCACCCAUCGUCGGUUUCAUCUGGGAACUAAUGUCUACUAUUGUCAAUAUUGCCAGAAGCCCUUCGUUAGUCCAUCUCGAUUGGUUAAACAUCGUCGCGUUCACACCCUAGGACAGCCGUUACGAUGUCCGUUCAAAGGAUGUCCUUCAGAGUUCACACAACAAGGAAGCCUAGACAGACACAUCAGUCAGCAGCACCGCAAUUAA
Messenger RNA from Lytechinus variegatus (green sea urchin), 657 nucleotides. RefSeq names its product transcription factor che-1-like. Bases 1 to 657 code for a protein of 218 amino acids. Gene Ontology annotation, molecular function: RNA polymerase II cis-regulatory region sequence-specific DNA binding; DNA-binding transcription factor activity, RNA polymerase II-specific. Gene Ontology annotation, cellular component: PcG protein complex; transcription regulator complex. NCBI's taxonomy places the organism in Eukaryota, Metazoa, Echinodermata, Echinoidea, Temnopleuroida, Toxopneustidae. Gene Ontology annotation, biological process: regulation of transcription by RNA polymerase II. The record is from RefSeq and is a predicted model, not a curated record. The transcript has a single exon.